UAAUAACGCCUUCGUAAAGAUUAAUUAGAAUUUAGGAUGCAGAAUUGCAGACCGCCGACAAUUUUAAUUUUGUCACAUUGCUCUUAGUAUACGAACCGCUGUCUUUUGGAAGAGCAAUCAACACUCAAAACUGAAGUGAACAGAUACACUCUUUUCUCUGUUGUCACUCAAUCCAAUCUUUCUUUCUGUUUCUUUUUGUUGUUUGUACUUUUAAACCAAAGCUUAAUUAUGGGGUAUUCAGUUCAGCUCUAGUAAUCCUCAAUUUAGCUCUUUUCUGGGUCUACAAUUUGGUGUAUUUGAAAGAAUAUCUUAUGCAUGGACAUGGCUGGUCAGUUAUUAGAUUUAUGUAAUUAUGGCCGAAGAACACUUCUUUCUAUGAUGGGAUUUUUAGCUGUUAUAGUAGUUUUUUCUCAAUUCUGGGCGUUGCCUUCUGGUAAAUACUUAUCUACUAUGUCGCCUAGUCAAGAACAUUCACCUCUCAUAAUGAUAAGAACAAGUCCGCGUUCCCAAAAUUUUGUUACAAAUGGUAAUUUUGACUUGGUGCAAGGAGUUGGUUACAAUGCAAAUAACAUAGGAGAGGAAGGUAAAGGCAAUGGACUUACAUUCCGGCAUGAAAUAAGUGGACUUAUUGUUGCUUCUGGUAAGGACUUUUCACCGAUUAUGAAACCAAGAGUUGUGGAAAAUGAAAUGAAGCAAUUUAAUAUCAUGCAUAACAAUACUAUUGAGCAAAAACUUGAGGACAGUAAUCAUAUGGAUGCUUCAAAUUUUUUUUCAAAAGGUCGAAUUUCUGUACACAGAGUAGAGCCUUCGGGUAACAGAUCAAUUGUUUCAGCAAAAACUAGCAGCUCUCAAGUGCACAAUAUCAGUCAGGUUAUGGAGUUGGAGGCUAGGAUCAAGGAGGAUUCAUCUAUGAUUGAAAGAUAUGUGAAAAAAAUGAGGGGAGCUACAAUAACUUUAUCUGAAAUGAAUACCAUGUUGCGUAGUAAGCCUGCGUUUUCAACCACAGUGAGGCAAAGAGGAUCUGCAGCACGUGACCGCCAACUUCUUUCAGCAAGCUUUCAGAUCAAGAAUGCUCCUGUUUUAAGAAGCGUAUCUGACUUGCAUGCUCCUCUCUUCCGAAAUGUCUCCGUGUUCAAAAGGAGCUAUGACUUGAUGGAACGUCUACUCAAAAUUUAUGUAUACAAAGAAGGAGAGAAACCAAUAUUCCACAACCCAAGACUACGGGGGUUAUACGCAGCUGAAGGAUGGUUUAUGAAGCUGCUUCAAAGAAGUAAACACUUUACUGUGACGGAUCCGAGAAAGGCCCAUCUUUACUACAUUCCUUUCAGUUCUGACAUACUACGUGCUACCCUUUAUGAUGAGAAAUCACGUAAUGUCAAAAACUUGGAGCGGUAUCUUGCAGAUUAUGUUGAUUUUAUCAGAGCACGAUACCAUUUUUGGAACAAGACUGGGGGCGCUGAUCAUUUUUUCAUUGCUUGUCACGAUUGGGGCUCGCGUAUAACAAGGCUUUAUAUGAGCAAUUGCAUUAGAGGACUCUGUAACGCCAAUGUUGCAAGAGGAUUUACGAUAGGUAAGGAUGUGAGUGUUCCCGUAACUUAUAUUCGUAGUGGAAAUGACCCCACUAGAGACAUAGGAGGAAAACCACCUUCAGAAAGAGAUAUAUUAGUCUUCUUUGCCGGACAAUUACAUGGUUAUCUCCGUCCUUUGUUAUUGCAAUACUGGGAGAAUAAGGUGCCCGAUAUGAAGAUUUUUGGUCCACUCCCGCGGGAUAUCCAAGGCAAAGCAGUCUAUAGGGAUUACAUGAAGAGUAGCAAGUACUGCAUUUGUGCACGAGGUUAUGAAGUCCACACUCCUAGGGUUGUCGAGUCCAUCUUCUACGAGUGUGUCCCCGUCAUUAUCUCUGACAAUCAUGUCCCUCCUUUCUUUGAGGUUCUAGAUUGGGAGGCGUUUGCCGUGUUUGUUCAAGAGAAAGACAUCCCAAAUUUGAGGAACAUUCUUCUUUCUAUCCCUGAAGAGAGGUACCUUGUUAUGCAACAUAAUUUAAGAAUGGUGCAGCGGCAUUUCAUAUGGAAUAAAACUCCAGAAAAGUAUGAUUUAUUUCACAUGAUUCUUCACUCGGUUUGGUACAACCGAGUUUCUCAGAUAAGACCUGGUUAGAAAUCUGUGGUUCAAUUGGAAGCUGUUUCUUUGACUGAUUGCACUUGCUUGAAUCUCUAAAAACCGUAAGUUUUUUGGGUUUAUUUUAUCUUCUUACUUGUCGUUGAUAAUUUGUUUAUUCAUUUGGAAAAUCCCUUCAAAAGCCUAAUAUUCCUAUCAUUGAUGCAGUGAAUCUGGUAUACUUUCUUGAUCUGUUUGAUGGACAUGUUUAAUUAUGAUUUUAUGAACAAGAUCAGGUUCAUUGCCUAGAUCUUUUCUUAGAGAAAAAACUUCUCGGAAGGGUGUCUGAAUAAAGGAAUGUGGAAUAAUAAUGCUCUUUGAACAAGCCCCCAACAGAUCAAUUUCAUGCAAGGUGUGGUUACAAGUUCUCCUAUCCAGCAUGUAUAAAUAAUUGUUUUCAACUUUGCCUUAUUUGCUUAUUCAGAUUUUAUCUCUUUAUAAAUUUUUUGGAUCGUAUGUCAUGAAUGGCUGGGAAGGGGUAUUUUAGGAAUUAAGUAAUAAAUAAUACUUAGUAAUUAGUUAAGUGGGAGAAUAAAAUGUAGAGAUAAUUAAUAUAAAUAGAGGGGAAGGGGAAGGGUUUAAGGCAUUCAUUCAAGUAAUAGUUUUAAGUGGAGUUUUAUACUCGUUGGGAGAGAACAAACCUUUCGAAUGCUUGUAUACUAUCAUUUGUAAUCGUUCUUUGGUUACAAUCGUUCUUCGUUGUACAUUUUCAUUUACAUUCAAUUUCUACAAUCAGUGAUUUGUAUUUUGUCAUACAAUUUGUUCAUUCGUAUAUUGGAACAAAUAUACCUUCUGCAUAUGAUCAGCACACUGGGAACAAAGAAGACUUAAGCAUUGAGGAUCAGCAUACUGAAUUUAGACCAGCUCAAGUUAAGGAAGCUGAUGUACAAAGAUUUGAGGAACAGUUACUCAAUACUAUGAACAUACAUGAUCCAGCCUUGAGGAAAGUAUACAUAGUCCUGUAUUAGAAGAUAAUGAACAGUUGGGUGUUCCCAAACGUUGACAGAAGAUAAGGAACAACUAGGUGUUCCCAAAUCCUGACAGUAGAAUUAUCACGCUCUUUUUAAGACGUCUAAUAUGACCGUUAGAAGUUAGGGGCCUUCUUCUUGAUUGUAAGCCGUUAGAGGAUGAAAGCCAAUUCUAUAAAUAAGGCUCUCCUCCACAUUGUAAAAGUGACAUAUUAUUCAGUUUUAAUUCAUCUACGUUCUUAGUAAUCAUUCAGA
Amaranthus tricolor (Joseph's coat) is the source of this 3380-nucleotide messenger RNA. Its product is annotated as probable glycosyltransferase At3g07620. The transcript is spliced from 5 exons. The coding region runs from base 316 to 2157 and encodes 613 amino acids. The record is from RefSeq and is a predicted model, not a curated record. Gene Ontology annotation, molecular function: glycosyltransferase activity. Lineage: Eukaryota; Viridiplantae; Streptophyta; Magnoliopsida; Caryophyllales; Amaranthaceae.